Molecule: messenger RNA, 1395 nt
Organism: Arctia plantaginis
Lineage: Eukaryota; Metazoa; Arthropoda; Insecta; Lepidoptera; Erebidae
Source: the annotation of a GenBank genome assembly
AUGGACGAUUAUGACCUACUUAUAGAGAACAAAGCGGGAGGUCUCCGGUGUGCUUACGAAGCUGGUUCUGAUGGUGGUAUGUCGCCGACUGCUAUUGGAGCGGAUUUGCCGCAGUGGUGUGGCAAGACUGAAAGCUGUCCUCAGGCACUCCUAGGAUGGCUCUACUUGACUCAUGAUCAGAACGAUCAGUGGGUGCCUGGUUCAGUAUGGGGUCCUCUGCCAACGGCUGCGCCGGGGUCUGCAGCGCCUCCUGCCGACGACACCAGUUCAUUGGCGGAACAGCUGGCAGCUCUCUCCCUACGGCGUCCACCCAGGCCUCCCCCUCCUGCCUAUAUGUGCCAUUUGUGUUUCAAGAAAGGGCAUUAUAUAGGGGAUUGUCCUCAGCAUAAAAUACAAGGACGCACUGCAAAAAUAUUAGCGCUUAUUCCUAUACAGCAUGCACCUUCAGAGACUAGUGACAAAUCAGACCCAAAUAGCGAUAACGAAUUGGCAGAUCUGCAUUCCCCAAGCUUAGUUUCAUCUUCACCACCUCCUCUAGACUCAUCUUUAGAGCCCAUGCAUAUACUGAGCAGUUGUGAAUCAUCAGAUAGUAACAAUGAUGACGAUAACCAUUCCGAACCAUAUCCAUCCAUAGCACUUAAAUUGAGUCUAGUUUUACGCGAAAUAUGUCCAGCUACACCGACCAGAGAGCCUAAUUACGAAAAUAUCCCAUCAUUAUCUUCUGUACUGUCUCUUCCAUCUGUAGCUCCGUGCUCAACCCCUGAAAUGUCAACUAUAAGGAAGACAAGAGCCCAAAAGCAAUUGCAAUUGCCCCCGUUGCCAAGAUCUCAAGAAGGGUUCCGAAAUUUAUCCUCACCUAUAAGUGGAAAAAAAGCACAAAUUUUCAUCACCGAGCCACAAUUGAAGAACAUUACGAAGAUAUAUGUAAUUGAUACCUCUGUACCAUCGAAUGACGAGACUUUUUAUUAUUUUAAUUUAUUUUUUUCUCAAGACAUAGUAGCUGAUAUUACAGAACACACAAACCUUUAUUCCGUACAGCAAACUGGAAAAUCCAUACAAGUUAUAGAAGAUGAGCUACGAGAUUUUUUAGCCAUCCACAUCCACACUAUUGGAGCGGCUCGUCCAAAAGGCGAAGGCCUGACACCCUAUCAAGGUAAGAAGAGGUGCUUCGGGGAAUACAAGUGCCCGAAGUGUAAACGUAAAUGGAUGAGCGGGAACUCUUGGGCGAACAACGGCCAGGAGUGUAUUAAGUGUCGCAUCAAUGUCUUCCCACAUAAACAGAGACCAUUGGAAAAACCAGAUGGUUUGGACGUAAGCGACCAGUCGAAGAUACAUCCUCAACAUUUAUGUCAGAAGUGUCGCUCUCUUGGUUUCUAUUGCCGCAGAGAGUAUUGA